AUGGACGUGCUUGGAGAAGGAUGUUUUAACGGCGACGGAGAAGAUUUGGAGAAGGCGUUUGAUAGAGUUCCGAGAAAGGUGAUCGAGUACGUGCUGCGUAAGAAAGGUGUGACAGAGAAUAUGGUUCGGGCAGUUAUGGAGACUUAUGAAGAUGACAUUGUCUUGGUGGCGGAGUCGAAGCAAAAAUUCAUGGAAUGGUACCGAGAAUGGAAAACGGCAAAAGAAGUCAAGGGACUGAAAGUGAAUGAGGCAAAGACGAAGAGCAUGAGAUGCUCGAGGCAGGUGGAGGUGAAAGACAGUGAUAAAUGGCCAUGUGGUGUGUGUGGGAAAAGAGUUGGAGUGAAUUCGAUAAUGAGUGGGAAAUUCAGUAAGUGGGUUCAUGGAAGGUGUUCAGGUGUCGGUGGUGCAUUGACGAGAGUAACUGUUUUUGAGUGCGGGACGUGUCGAAGUGGUGGACGAGUCGCGAUUGAAUGGUUUGAACUGGUUGACGUGAGUUUGGAAUGUGUAUCGGAGUUUAAAUAUCUGGGCGAUGUGUUAAAUGAUGGUGGAGGGUGCGAGCAAGCGUUGAGGAACAGAGUUCAAGCAGCGUGGUGGAGUUUUAGAGAGUUGUCGGGAAUGUUGUGCGGAAAAUCGACUUCGUUGAAGCAGAAGGGAGUAUUGUACAAGGCAUGUAUUAGAAGCGUUUUGGGAUAUGGAGCAGAGUGUUGGGCGCCGAAAGCAGAGGACCUGAGAAGAUUGGCGUCGACGGAAAGGAGAAUGUUUAGGAUGAUACAUCGUCCACAAACGGAAUUUCGUUUAGAAAAAAUGAUGUCUUUCGUUAAGAAGAAACCAAAUCAAUCCAUACUAGCAAAAGCACCCACCUCUACAAUGUGA
Messenger RNA from Xenia sp. Carnegie-2017, 873 nucleotides. RefSeq lists its product as uncharacterized. Bases 1 to 873 code for a protein of 290 amino acids. NCBI's taxonomy places the organism in Eukaryota, Metazoa, Cnidaria, Anthozoa, Malacalcyonacea, Xeniidae. The transcript is spliced from 4 exons. The record is from RefSeq and is a predicted model, not a curated record.